AUGUUUAAUGUUCAAAAGGUGCGGAAUGAUUCAAUCUUCCUCCUUGUUGUAAUAAUAGUAGCAUUGUAUAUUAGUGAAAUUAGUAGCAAUGGUGUUAGUUGCUUUGCAUCAACAUUUGAAAGUGAAAUGAUAUCACAAAAUCUUCAACAGCAAGAUGAUGCACUCAAUAAUACAGUAUCACCUUCGUCUUGCCCUUACAUGAUUUAUGGAAAACACUGGAGAAAAUACUUGUAUGCUCCCGAUAGUAAGAAUCAUUAUUCAACAUCUGUUUUAGAUAGAUUGACUAAUAUUUACAUUCCACUCUAUAAUCAAAGUGAAUGGACCAUAAGGUUUAAGGAGCAACCAAAUCCACUUUCAUGUCCUGCAUUAUAUCAACAAAUACCUGAUGGACCAAUGUUGUCCCUUUUUGAUCCAGAUGAAGAUGCUUCUUAUCAACAUGGAGAGAAAACAUAUGUGUGUGAUCAGUUGGAUUUCAAAGAUAAUUUAGGAGAUGUGUGCGAUCAAUUAUUAUGUUUUUCUCAAGGGGAGAAGGAAAAACUAUUUAAUCAGGAAAAGAAAUUUGGAAUUAACCUAACUGAAUUGAUACCCACAUCUUUGGAUGACAUUAAGCAGGAUGAAUUUUUUGGAAAGAGAUUAACACUUUAUUUUGUUUCGAGGUAUAUUGAAAGUAUUGAAUCAAGAAAAUUGAUUCCACAGGAAGAUGAUUUCAUUUCUGACGAGUAUAAUGCACUUCUCAAUCAAAUGAUUCCCUCUUUCAAUCAUAACUUUUCGUUUGGCUUUGAACUUGUUGAUGUUUUUUCAGCUUGUAGAGCUUGUCGUGAUUAUAGAAAAGAUCCUGUUAUUGAGAAUAGAGAUAUCUGUAUGACUAUUGAUUAUCCAUUCUCCUGUGAAUCAUCAGAAGCUACUGAGGAAGAUCUUGAAGGAGUUCCAAUGAGUAGUAUUGGCAAAAUUGUCACAUACAAUAUGGCUGGAGAUUAUUCUUUUUUCCUUACAGGAUAUAGUCUUUGCUUUUGUCCAUCACGGGCCACGUUGCUUGAACAAGGAUCUGAUGUUAAUGUAACUCAGUCAGAUUCAAUUAUUAGAAUUGCCACAAAAUGUGAUUACUACAAUGAUUUGUGGUAUCCUGCCUACGAAUCAGGCGUUCUAAGAAAAAUCUAUUUAGCAUUCGAGCUAUUGGUAUUUUUAAUAGCAGCAUUAUUGAUUUGCAUUCCUCUCACAGUUCAAGGUAUUAUGGAACUAAUUUUGAAAAUAUCAAAGAGUAAUAUUGAAAUCCCAAAACUUCACAAAGCAUUUAGAAAGAGAGGACCAAAGCAAAUCAACAAGGUUCUAAGGAAGGGAGUUUAUUUCUACAAGAACAAUGCUUCCUCUGCCAUUGGAAAGAGUUGGAUGAGAAUAUUAUUUAAUAUUCGAUUUAUUUCUGCGAUAACACUGGUUUGGGGAAGUAUUAGUUUUUUAGUGGAGAAUGCCUUAUUCCUUGAUACUGGGUUUUCAAUUCAUAGUAUUCACUUAAUUGUGAAUGGAUACGCUGGUUAUUAUUCGAGUUUAUUGUUUGUAUUGGCAUUAUGGAUCGAUACAAUGAUUCGAGUUGAAAAGAAUAGUCACAACAUUUCGCUAGCGAUUGUCAUUCCACUCUCAGUGAUCAUGGUCUUUAUCCUAGUUAGUUCUCUUGUAUUUGUCUCGUUUGAAUUAUCAAUUCAUUUAUUCUAUGGAAUUAUGAUUUUCUAUGCUUGUACAACAUUCAUGUUUGUAAUGAUCAUGCUUUUACUGGUAAUUUAUGGAGCCAAGAUAUUUAUCAGAUUGAAGGUUCCCUUAUUUCAAUUUAAGAGACUUACUCUUUCACAGACAGGAUUCUGGAUAUCCACAAGAUUUUUCAGCUACUUCCUCCAUGAUGUACUCUCCAUUUGUUUUACAGGAUUGGGUUUUGCCGUCUCUUAUGCACUAUAUCCUUCCAAUAAGGUUGUUGUCGAGUCCUACAAUUGUGUCAUCUAUCUAUUAUUGUGCAUGAUUUGUGUUGGGAAAAGAAUCAAAAGAUAUUUAAAAGAAAGGGAGCUGGUAAUUCUUCGUCAAGUAUUUGUCAAUAACUCAUUCCAAGCCAAUGUACAACCAUAUGAACAUAUUGACAUUUCUGAUAUGAUACAACAACAACCAAUUACAUCCUCAAUAGAAAAUGAACAUCCAUCCGAAGGAUUUGCCUACGACGAAGUGAGCUACUCACGCUUAGAGUGA
Messenger RNA from Naegleria gruberi, 2226 nucleotides. RefSeq lists its product as uncharacterized. The record is from RefSeq and is a predicted model, not a curated record. The transcript is spliced from 2 exons. NCBI's taxonomy places the organism in Eukaryota, Heterolobosea, Eutetramitea, Acrasida, Naegleriidae. Bases 1 to 2226 code for a protein of 741 amino acids.